UCAAAUCAAAUUUUGGGGCAAAUCAGAGACCCGGAACAGCACAAGACAGGACAGGAGAGAGAGACAGAGAGAGAAAACUGUAGAAACAUCUGCAAUGGCGAUCCAGGCCGAAAAUGAAGCAGAGAAGAGAAUGAUGCAGAAGAUCGCCAGGGUUUUAGACGAAACUCGAGCAUCGCACGCCACACACAUCCGGAAGCUCAAGGACCUCUCCACCCUUCGCUCAUCGUCUCCACUCUUAUUCUUCUCCGCAUUCUCCAAAGCCCUAACCCCUCUCUUCAUUUUCCAGCGCCGCAACGCCUCCUCCGAACGAAUUGUUAGGUUUGUCGCCAUCUUCGCAAGCAAUCGAGACUCGAACAAUGCGCCCCUCUCCGAUUCCUUCUUGGAUUCGCUCCUGCGGUUCCUCCUCGUUGCCACCUCCGCCGCCAACAGAACCGUCAGGUUCCGCGCCUGUCAGAUUAUCUCUGAGAUCAUAAUGAGAUUGCCAGACGAUGCAGAAGUAAGCAAUGAAAUCUGGGAUGAGGUGAUUGAAUGCAUGAAGUUGCGGAUAGGUGAUAAGGUCCCUGUUAUUCGUACAUUUGCAGUUAGAGCUCUUUCUCGCUUUGUAAAUGAUUCUGAGAAUGGUGACAUCCUGGACUUAUUCCUUGAGUCACUGCCUCUAGAGCAGAAUGCGGAGGUUCGUAAGACAAUUGUACUGUCUUUGCCUCCUUCAAUUGCAACUUCAACGGCAAUCAUCAAUUGUACAUUGGAUGUGAAUGAGUCUGUACGCAAAGCAGCUUAUUGUGUUUUGGCUAGUAAAUUUCCUCUUCAGAGCCUUAGCAUCAAGCACAGGACUGUUAUUCUCCGGAGAGGACUUGCUGAUCGUUCUGCAGCUGUGAGAAAGGAGUGUCUAAAAUUAUUGAAAGAUGAGUGGCUUGUGAAGUGUUGUAACGGAGAUCCCAUUGACCUUCUCAAGUAUCUUGAUGUUGAGACUUAUGAAUCAGUUGGUGAGUCUGUAAUGGUGGCUCUUUUAAAAGAUGGGUUAGUAAAAGUACAACAGGGUCAAAGUAUUUUCAGCAAUACAACUGAAGGGAACUGCACCACAAGCAUCCAACUAAUGGAAGCAGAAGCUGCACUUUAUUGGAGGGUUGUAUGUAGGCACUUUCAGACAGAAGCACAAGCAAAAGGCUCUGAUGCUGCCACAACAAUGGGGACUGAGGCAGCUGUCUAUGCAGCAGAAGCUUCAGAUAGCAAUGAUCUUCUGGAGAGAGUUCUUCCUGCAACCAUUUCUGAGUACAUAGAAUUGGUUAAAGUGCAUCUUAUUGCUGGACCAAAUUACCGAUUUGCGUCUCGGCAACUACUAUUACUUGGUGCAAUGCUUGAUUUCUCCGAUGUUGCAAACUGGAAAGUUGCUAGUUCAUUUGUGCAGGAGUUACUGCAAAGGCCUCUAGAGCAUGAAGUGGAUGAAAAUAGCAAUAAGGUUGUCAUAGGAGAUGGCAUCAAUCUUGGUGGAGACAGAGAUUGGGCUGAGGCAGUGUCAGGAUUGGCAAGGAAAGUGUAUGCUGCUUCUGGUGAAUUUGAAGAAGUUGUUUUAAGGGUUCUAGAGGAGCUUGCUCGGCCUUGCAGAGAAAGAACAGCAGAAGUCAUGCAGUGGAUGCACUGCCUUGCUGUGACUGGCCUCCUCUUGGAAAAUACAAAGUCUUUUCGUUGGAUGCAAGGAAAGGCCUUUGAACCAGCUGAGUUACUGCAGUCUUUAUUGCUGCCAGCGGCAAAACAUGUUCACUUGGAUGUUCAGCGGGUUGCUACCAGGUGUCUUGGUCUUUUUGGGUUGUUAGAGAGAAAGCCAAGUGAGGAACUAAUAAAACAGUUGAGGCUUUCUUUUGUUAAGGGACCCUCUCCAAUCAGUAUAAUGGCUUGUAAGGCAUUGUUGGAUCUUGCAAUGUGGCAUGGUCCUCAGGAAGUAGAUAAAGCCAUGGGGCAGGAUCUCUCAUCGCGACUCAAGGAUCAUGAUAUUGUUUCUUGUACUGUUCAAAUGUCUGAUACAAAUGGGGAUUUGAAUUUUGGAUUGCUUGACCUAUUAUUUGCUGGAUUAGAGAGAGAUGAUUGGGUCAAAUCAGCAGAUGCAGAUGAGCAUGAGUCAGUUCAAGCUGUUAUUGGGGAGGGGUUUGCAAAGAUUCUUCUCCUAAGUGAGAACUAUCCAAGCAUUCCUUCUUCUUUACAUCCUUUACUAUUAGCCAAGCUCAUUGGUCUUUAUUUUAGUGAUGAAACUAAAGAACUGCAGAGGUUGAGACAGUGCCUGUCUGUGUUCUUUGAGCAUUAUCCAUCACUUUCAAAUACUCACAAGAGAUGUGUAUCUAAGGCUUUCAUUUCAGUCAUGCGUUCAAUAUGGCCCGGCAUCACCGGGAAUGCUGGAGGGUCUCCAUUAAUGGUUUCCAACAUGCGCAAACAUGCUGUCCAAGCAUCACGUUUUAUGCUGCAGAUGAUGCAGGCUCCUUUAUAUACAAUAGAGACCAAAACAGUGGAUGAAAAUGGUAUUGAAGGCUUGCCAGAAAACCUUGAUGGUUCAGUUCAACCUUCCAAUGACUUCGAGAAUGGUGAGGAAGGUCUUGCUGUACGCAUAGCUACGGAGGUAAAUGUUACCACGGUGAAGUUCACUUGCUAUUUUGUUAAUACCUGGUCAAGAGUAUUCAUUGUGCUAUGUUGGGAGUAUUCUUUACUAUUUUGGUUAUGCAUUUGACAGUCUUGUUUACACGAGGCUAGGUUUUGGUUUGUUUUAAUAUUCCUGCUCACAGAAAUGAGUGU
Camellia sinensis is the source of this 2778-nucleotide messenger RNA. NCBI's taxonomy places the organism in Eukaryota, Viridiplantae, Streptophyta, Magnoliopsida, Ericales, Theaceae. The record is from RefSeq and is a predicted model, not a curated record.